UGAGAACAAAGGAAUGAACAUCACGCUAGUAAGCUUCUGACAAGACUGACUGACCUCGGUAGUGCAGGUUUGGUAUGAGGUUAUAGCUAGCCUGAAGCAAAGUGUGCUGAUAAACACAGUGAUUUACAAAUAGCAGAAGACGGAGUUAAUCUGAAAGAUGACUAAUUGGCUUAUAAAUAAUUACUCACUGCCGUUUUCUAUUUUUAUCCUGCUGAAUGUAGCCUUUAUCUGUGCUUUCCAGUAGUGACUCAUCUUCUGAACAGAUAAAGUCUGAGGAAGUAAAUUGAGGAAACGUUAGAGAACAGUUUUUCAAAAUCUCGAUUAGGAUAAACUGAACUCAAACGUGAAGGGUUUUGCGACUGUACAAAAUGCAAGAAUAUCUAAUGAGCUAAUCGGUGAGGCGGUUUCUGAUUGGUUGUUUGUUGCUAAAUAACACGCUUAUAUAUUCUAGCAACCGUAUCGUUUACUGUAUACACACUUGGCGUCGCACUUCGAGGUUAAAAUUGUUGUUAAAUCACGACCAAAGGUUAAAAAUGAUGCAGCACUUUGAUAAAACCCAGAAUUUAAAAAGGUUAUCACAGGGUUUAGUGUUCAGUCAAAAGCUCUUCAUUAAUAGUUUAAUGUGAAGAAUGAUCUGAUACCUGCAUCACCUGAACGUUGGGUACACAGUAUACGUCAUGCGUGAGGGGCGGAGCUUAUAAGAUCUCCCAAACAGUUACACACAGGAGCCAGAGCGACACCGGAUACAAGGCAAACAUCAAGCGGGAUCGAACGAACAAAGCGCAACUUUUCGUCCCGGUUGAACCUGGACUUUAACUGAGAAUGUCUUUGGGUGACCAGCAGUGGUAUCCCACCAGUGUUCAGGUGACAGUGCUCAAAGCACGAAACCUGCGGAUCAAGGGCAAAAAUGGAACGAACGACGCAUAUGCCAUCAUGCAGGUGGGCAAGGACAAGUUUUCCACGUCCGUAGCGGAGAAAUGCGUCUCGCCCGAAUGGAAGGAAGAAGCGACGUUCGAUCUGCCGCUGGUCCAUCAGGGAAACGCGGAGCGAUGCACGCUUUACAUCAUCACUAUGCACCGAGCCCUGGUGGGACUGGACAAGUUUUUGGGGCAGGCUGUCAUCAACUUAGUGGAUCUCCACGCCAACAGAUCACGCAAAAAGACCGAUUGGUACAAGCUGGUGGAUAAGAAUGGUAAACAGGAGAAAGACAGAGGGGAAGUUCUUUUGGACAUUCAGUUCAUGAGGAAUAACCUGACAGCCAGCAUGUUUGACCUCUCCAUGGCAGACAAGCCUCGCUCCGGCAUCUCCAAGCUCAAGGAUAAAAUCCGUGGAAAGAAGAAAGACGGCCUGUCGGAUUCUGCUUCUGCGAUCGUGCCCUCCACAGUGGGAACAGACAGUGAAGGGGAAGAAGAGGGCAGUUCAGACUCGCCUAAGAAGAAAUCAAAACUGAAAUCCUUUUUUGGACCAAAAACAAACCUCCAAAGGAAUGUGUCCCAGUCCAUGUCAACCCUGGGCACCCUGCCUGAGAAGAACAGUUCACUCAGCAGCAGCAGAUCGUCCGGCCUUAAUGUGGACUCUCCUGAUGUGAAAAAGAAGUUUAAAAUUCUGGGACACAAGCGCACUGACAGCUCAGAUAGCAAAGUGUCUCUUGGCCCCUUUUCUCUUCUGAGCCGCUCUAAACAAAACAUACCGGAGCAGAAUAACCUCUGUAUCAACGGCAGCCACGUUUAUGCAGAGGAACAAGAACCUAAAGCAGCUUUUGGCUCCACACUCAGUCUGAACAGCUCAGGAAAGGGUUCAGUAGAGGAUGUUCGUAAAUACCAUCAACGAAAUACUUCCGAUAUCUCCAUCGACUCAUUGAAAGGCCUAAGCAUCCCCUCAUACAAGCCUGAAGUGCAAGACAAAACUUCUCUUGUCCCACAGAGCCAUCUAGAGGGCAGGAGCCUCAGCUCGCUGGAGCGUCGUGCAGAGGUGGUGGAGGAGGAGAGGGGAAGGAAACCCGAAGUAAGAAGCCUUCAAGAGAUGCUGAAUCGACAGGAAGAACAAGAGUUGAGGAAGCAGCAAGAACGAGAGAGAAAACAAGAGGAAGAGAGGAAAAGCAGACUUGAAGAGCAGGAGAAGAAGCGCAAGGAAGAGGAAGAGCUGCAGAAGAAGCGCCGUGAGGAGGAGACGCAGCGAGCCGAGGAGCAGCGGCACCAGGAGGAGAACAGGGUAACUGAACGCCUCUCCUCUCUCUUUGGCAUUGGAAGAAAGAAGGAGGAGAAGAGAGAGGAAGCAAUGAAUGAACCCAAACGUCUGGAUGAGCCCUCUUCCACAAACCCCUUUGAAGACAUUCCCCUCACACCGGAUACUCCAGCCUCUGUCCCAGAAGAGAGAUCCACGGACCCACGGAGGGGCGUUAGGACCACCCUCACCCCAACACCACCCGCUAGUGUUUUCCCCAGUCGCACAGCAAAAGUGUCUGCCGUCAAGCCAAGAUUGGCUCUGAGUGUACUGCCUGAAACCGAUAAUAGCUAUUCCCAAUCCCCUUCAGACUCUGUAGACACCCAGAGCACUAUCCACGCUUCUCCACUUUCCCCAAACCUCUCUACUAAAUCAUUUGAGUCUUUUGGUAUGUUUUCUGAUCUUCAUUCUUCUUUGGCACCUCCUAAACCUCAGAGAACUUUCAUUGAAUCAAGUGAGUCCAGCAUGGAAAACCUCUCAGCUCCCAAAUCUGAUAAGAAGCGAAAGGCUCCUCUACCCCCUGGUAAUCAUAGGGGCUCGUCCAAGACUGAAAGCCAUCCUGAUAAUGGGGGACAAGUGCAUACACAGAACUCCAAAAAUAGUCAAAGGCCUGCUCUUCCUCUGCCAGACUAUGAAACCCUCUUUCCCAAGAAGAGGCAUGGGGUGAUGAGUCAGACACGUUGGGACCAUAUUAUUGCAGAGGUAAACCAGAGGAACUGGGAUUUCUCUGAAGAGAUUAAUGUAGAUGGACCGGAGAGGCCGAUGUCAAAUAAAUCCGUGGUCUUAAAAGACAGAACCUCAGCAAACCUUAACCAGCACCAAAGGAAUCAUGAGGCACCUCCACCUGCCCCUGUGAGACACAAAGAAGCAGUCAUGCCCCCCAAAGCCCCUGCAACACCAGAACUAUCAUUCGAGGCUAAUUUCCAACAUGGUCAUAUCAGAGAGCCUAUAUAUGCUACGGUAAAUAAGCCUGAAAACUCCAAGAACAUGGAAAAUAAGCCACCUCCCACUGUCCAUAGUAGACAUAUACCUCAGGAGAUGGAAAGGAUGACUCAGACUCCUGAUGCCAUUACCCAUCAACUCUCCCAGUCAAAAGAGAAGCCUACACCAGCUGCCAGAGCCAUACAAAAUGUUAAUUCAAAGACUGAUGAUGCAGCUAAACAGGUGCCUUCAGUAAAACCAAGACAACAGUCAUUAGUAAAGGACCCAGUCAAACAAGUCCAACCAGACAAGCAAGUAACAGCUCAACCCAUGACAUCAGAAAACGACAAAGUUGAGAAACCACACAAGGGCCAGAAUGAAAACAUUUCUACAGAUGUGUUUGUUGAAGCAGACUACCUUAAAACUGCUGAAAUUCCAGAAGAACGGCAUUUGGGGAAACUGACUAAUGAACCCGAGGGGAAAGCAAUGACUGCUUUUGACCCAUUCCCAAGUGAUGACCUAAUAUCUAAAGAUCCCUGGGCUUUACCACAGCAGACCACAAAUGAAGUUGACCUGUUCACAAGGGGCCCAAAGAAAAUGGGAAAUCGUGAAGAUCAGGCGUCGACCACUGAUAAAAAAGAUGCAUUUGCAAACAAAGGGAAAACUGAUCCAUUCACAAAUCUUUCUGAAUACGGCACAGCACCGAAACUGGAGCGCGGAAAACAAUCUCCCAGCUUUACUGAACAAGCCAGAGCUUCAUUUCAAAGAAAUUUUUCACUUAAAAAGAAACGCCAGUACACAACUACUGGGAAAGUUGGUACAGAGAAUGGUAGUCUGGGUAGAUCAGUUUCUCAGUCUUCACAAGAUGCUGAAGAUGUUGAGCUGACUGUAACUAGUGUUGCUUCAGCAAGCAGAACUGAAGCCACCCUAGUAACAUCUGAAUCCCCUAUUGGGGGCAAGACUGCUCUUCGUGCUUGGGUCUCGCCAUCAGAGCCUCAGCCAGUUAGUAGUGGAAGCGCUGUUUCUAAUUCAAGAAGGCCUCACCCAGUGAAACCCUUGAGCACCACAGAGAGUCAGUCUUCCAGUGUUCUUGCUGUGGGGAAAGACCCAAAGAUUAUCACCAUCAAGGAAAUGGCUGAGAAGCCAAAGAUUGGAGAAAGCGCUCCGUACACCCAGCUCACGCAGGAGGAACUGAUCACACUGGUGGUAAAGCAACAGGCUGAACUAUCCAAAAAAGAUGCCAGGAUCCUCGAGUUAGAAGACUACAUUGAUAACCUGCUAGUACGCGUCAUUGAGGAAAAACCGGCCAUCCUGCUUUCACUUAAUUCCAAGUGUUAGGGUUUGAUCAUGACAUUUGAUUUGACCAUGCCCAGAUCAUAACACUCAGACACUUCAAUACUGUGGGAUUUGGCUGAUAUACACACAAGGAUUUUGGAUGUAAUAUCACAUCUCAUAAUCAGUUUAUUUGUGUUAAUGCAUGACAUUCUGAUUUCACCACCAAUAUCUUCCAAAUAACUUUUUUUUUUACUGUGUGGAAUGUGGAUGCGUGAUAUCAGGUCCAACUAGAAAAUGCCAGAAUUCUGUAGUUUGGAUGCUGGGGUUUUUGUUUUUGUUUGGUUGCUUUUUUUUCUUGAUUGGAUCAUGGUACCAGCUCACUCCAAAAUCUACCCAACAAAAAAUACAUCUUAUUUAUUGAUCAUCUCAUUGUAUUUCUGUGAACCUUUCCAUUUAGGCAAAGAGAGAGCUUCUUAAUGCAUUAUUUAUUGCAGUCUUAAGCUUGUAUUUGAAGAUUUUCCUUCUCCCUGAAGUGAUUUGUUUCGAUCUUGACUACUGCGUUCAUUACUGUUGAUGCGGCCUUAUGUCUGUUGGGGCUCAAAUCAAGGGCAGACAUUUACACUAUAAGCACUUUUUUUGUCCUGAACAGGGUGUUUUAUUUAUGAAGGAUAGUGUUUUUAUAUUAAGUAAUUAUCUGAAAUACCCUAUAGAAUUACCUCUGUAGAAAUGCCUUAAUGAAGAAAUAUUUUUCUUGGCUGUAUGUAUACUUCUGCUUAUGAAAGGCCUUUGUUCUAACACUGGACAUAUAGUUCAUUUUCGGUGCCCUGGUCAAUAUUGACUACAUACUUGCUCUUUUUGUUAAACUUCAUAAACUAAACUUUUUUCAGCUGAAUUGGCAGUCAGCUGUUAAAUGAAUCAAAAUCUGAAUGUUUUAUGCCACAUGUUUGUUUUUAUAUUAUAGUGAUGUUGACCAGGGAUUAAUAAGCAUUCUUUUUAAAAAAAAAAAAGAAGCUUGAUAUCAAUAUUUUAAGCACAUGUGCAUACGGUGACACACUGCGAUGGAUAAUAAUGAACAAGCAAUAACUGUAUUUGCAGAAUUUUGUUUCUUGAAUUUCAGGUAAUGCGGUACUUUCCUCAAACCGGGAUCUUUUGCGCUGUAUCAUGUAGCCUGUGUCUAGAGAUUCUGUUGAGAAACCAAAGAUCUGUGAUUUAAAACUGAGGUCUUACCCUACAGUACCGGUCACAAAUCUGCUCCCCACUACAUGUUCCAUUCUUAUUAUUAAUAUUAUUAAUGAUUUUAAUGACUGAGUAAACAUUUACUUGUUAUUAACUUACCCUGUCCAUUUGUGUAACUAUGAGGAGACCUUUAAUUAUGUCUUUUAUUUGUUUGUCAUUAAUUUUAAUUAGACAGAAUUAGUCCGUUUUCUGUGUUGCAGUCAUAUAAAUUCAGUCAUGAGAACAAUUAUAAUCAAGAGCUUCUACUGUGUUCUUUCAAGUGUUAAUCACUUUGAGUGAGUUCACUAAACUAUUCAAAGCAUUUUCACUGUUACCAGGUUCUGCACAUUCCAAAAACUCCUUCAUGUCUGAAUUUGAAUGAAAAGCCUUAUUAAUUAUUGCAGAUGCUAUGCAUAUAUGGACAAGAUAUAAUUUGUAGACCUGUGCCUUCUCAUUUUAUUGAACAUUCCAUGUCAUUGUUCCUUAAUUUCAAUAACUUCUGAAAUGUAAUUUUGAUUAUGCCUCAAUUCAUUGAAUAAAACUUAGCUGAACUCA
Molecule: messenger RNA, 6189 nt
Organism: Megalobrama amblycephala (Wuchang bream)
Lineage: Eukaryota; Metazoa; Chordata; Actinopteri; Cypriniformes; Xenocyprididae
Gene: rab11fip1a
Product: RAB11 family interacting protein 1 (class I) a
Exons: 6
Coding region: 823-4482 (1219 amino acids)
Biological process (GO): regulated exocytosis
Cellular component (GO): intracellular membrane-bounded organelle
Molecular function (GO): small GTPase binding
Source: RefSeq, a predicted model, not a curated record